AUGGGUGGUGGAGACUUGAACAUGAAGAAGAGCUGGCACCCCCUGCUCCUGAAGAAUCAGGAGCGGGUGUGGUUAGAGGAGCAGAAAGCGCGCGAAGAGAAGAAGAAACUUGACCAACUGCGCAAGGAGAAGGAAGAAGAAAGACAGUUACAAGAACUUCAGCGGCUUCAGGAAGAACAAACGGGAAAGAAACGGCAGGAGAAACUAGAAUGGAUGUAUACAACACCAGCAAUGGGGAAUAGUCAGAAUCCAAACGACCUGGAGGACUACCUACUCGGAAAGAAGAGGAUUGACCAGGUUAUGACGGCUGAUGAAAAUGCCAAGCUCGGUUCAGCCCACAAGAACUUCAUUGCUGUUCAAAAUGCCAACUCUGUCCGCGACAUCGCCUCCAAGAUCCGAGAGGACCCAUUGUUGGCAAUCAAGCAACAAGAACAAGCCUCGUAUCAAGCCUUGCUCUCUAAUCCUCUUCGUCUCGCCCAGAUGCAGAAGCAACUUGGAAUUAAGCCGAAGAAGGACAAAGAGCAGCGACGGAAGGAAAAAGAGGAGAGGAGGAGGGAGAAGGAGGAGCGUAAGCGCAGGAAGCAUGAACGGAAACAUGGAAAGGACAGGAGCAGGAGCAGGAGCUUGGACAGAGACUCUCGUUCUGCCAGCCCUCCCAGGCGGGACACCAGAGACCGUUCGUACGAUCGUGAAGAACGUCAUAGGUUACCUCGACGCCACAGCCCGCAAUACCGCUCCUCUUCCCGUUCGCCUUCACCCGAACCACGUCGUAGGCACGAUGACGAGGGCCAAUACUCGAGACUGAGGAGGUAUAGUCCGGAGGGUUAUCGUGGUCGCAGUGGAAGUGCAACUCCUCGACGUGAUGAUGACUCGGACGAGCGUGAUCGUGAACCCUACUUCCGUCGCAACGGCUACUCUGAAGGUCGUAACGAAGACCGCCGGUAUGGUGGAAAGCGUUCGCGCAGCCCAAGCCCUCGUCGGCGGAGCCCUCCGCCCAAACGCUCUCGUCCCGAACAUUCACCACUACCCCCUCCUCGCGGGCCUCCUCCCCCUGCACCAAGAAACUACUCCAACCCGAAUGGUAGCAGCGCCCGCACCAGAGAACAAAUGGAAGCCGACCGCGCCGCCCGCCUCGCAGCGAUGUCCACCAACGCCGGUGCCAUGUCCGAGGAGCGGCAACAGCGGCUCGCGGCCCUGCUCGAGAAGGAGAAGGCUGAGCUCGAGGCGGACGAAAGGGCACGCGCCAAGUCGAAGGGUAUGUCUGGAUUCCUCAGCCAGGAGCAGAAGCGGGUGUUUGGGGGCAGUGGUGGGUUGGAGGAUAGGAUUCGGCGCGGGAGGGGCGGGAUGGUUGUUGAUGCAGACUGA
Cyclocybe aegerita is the source of this 1365-nucleotide messenger RNA. The record is from the annotation of a GenBank genome assembly. NCBI's taxonomy places the organism in Eukaryota, Fungi, Basidiomycota, Agaricomycetes, Agaricales, Hemipholiotaceae.